Saccostrea echinata is the source of this 3081-nucleotide messenger RNA. RefSeq names its product peroxisomal multifunctional enzyme type 2-like. Gene Ontology annotation, molecular function: oxidoreductase activity. Bases 61 to 2631 code for a protein of 856 amino acids. The record is from RefSeq and is a predicted model, not a curated record. The transcript has 26 exons. NCBI's taxonomy places the organism in Eukaryota, Metazoa, Mollusca, Bivalvia, Ostreida, Ostreidae.
ACCAAUCGGGAUAUAAAGGGACUGUGGAGUUGAAAGUUCACUUCAGUCAUCGUUCCCAAGAUGUCAGCGCCCUUGCGGUUUGACGGGAAAGUUGUUUUAGUGACUGGCGCAGGAAAUGGACUGGGACGGGAGUAUGCGUUGUGUUUCGCAGAGAGAGGGGCAUCAGUGGUCGUGAAUGACCUAGGAGGAAACUUUAAGGGGGAAGGAAAGAGUUCCAGAGCUGCUGAUGUAGUGGUGGAGGAAAUCCGAGCCAAAGGAGGAAAAGCCGUUCCUAAUUAUGAUUCUGUUGAGGAAGGAGAGAAACUGGUGAAAACUGCCCUGGAAAACUUUGGUCGCAUUGAUAUAAUUGUGAACAAUGCAGGGAUCCUGAGGGACCGGUCCUUUGCUCGGAUCAGUGACCAAGAUUGGGAUUUAAUUCAUAAAGUUCACUUAAGGGGCUCCUUCCAGGUAACUAGAGCAGCAUGGCCACACAUGAAAAAGAACAAUUAUGGAAGAAUAAUUAUGGUGACAUCUGCAGCUGGUAUCUAUGGUAACUUUGGUCAGGCUAAUUACAGUGCAGCCAAGCUUGGACUUCUUGGCCUUGGGAAUACUCUUGCUAUUGAGGGGAAGAAGAAUAACAUUUUCUGUAAUACCAUAGCUCCGAUGGCUGGAUCCAGAAUGACAGAGACAGUCUUACCUCCAGAUAUCGUAGAAGCUCUGAAGCCUGAGUAUGUAUCGCCCCUUGUUCUGUAUCUGUGUCAUGAAUCCUGCACAGAAAAUGGGUCACUAUUUGAAUGUGGAGCAGGAUGGAUUGGGCAAUUGAGAUGGGAAAGAACUCAAGGGGCUGUUUGCCGUGAGGCAGGGAGGAAAAUGACCCCAGAGGAUGUUCGUGACAACUGGGACAAAAUUUCAGACUUCAGAAAUUCUACACAUCCCAAAAGUUCAAUGGAGUCAUCUGCAUACAUGAUGAAUGUUCUUAAGGACUUGGACACAAAGCUUUCAGCAUCACUGCCAUCAUCUCCUGAGAAAGGAGGCAUGGACAUUGAGGCAGCUAAAGCUCAUCAAGCUCCACCCAGUCAGUUCUCUUACACCGAACGGGAUGUCAUUCUGUACGCCCUUGGAGUUGGGUCGUCUACUAAGGAGCCUGAUUACCUGAAGUUCCUCUUCGAGGGAGCUGGAGAUUUCUGUGUCCUUCCCAGUUUCGCUGUCAUUCCUGCCUUUAGUUCCCAGACAGGGAUGAUGGUGGGUGGGUUACCAGGAUUCCAGAUCGAUUUGACAAAGGUUCUACAUGGAGAGCAGUAUACAGAAGUAUACAAACUUCUCCCAACCAAGGCUACACUGACCUCUAAAUCAAGAGUAGUGGACAUACUGGACAAGGGGUCGGGGGCAGUUCUUAUUGUCAAUGUGGACACCUUUGAUGAAAACAAUGAGAAGGUUGCAUUUAACCAAUUCAGCACAUUUGUGGUUGGGGCAGGGAAAUUUGGAGGAAAGAGGAAUUCUGAUGAAGCCAAACCCACAGCUAAUCCCCCUAAAAGACCCCCUGAUGCCAGCAUUAGUGAGAAAACCAGUGUGGAUCAGGCUGCCCUUUAUAGAUUAAGUGGAGACAGAAACCCUCUUCAUAUUGAUCCUAGCUUUGCUGCUAUGGGAGGGUUUGCAGAACCAAUUCUACAUGGAUUGUGUAGCUAUGGAUAUGCCACAAGGCAUGUUUUACGCCAAUACUGCAACAAUGAUGUGUCGAAAUUCAAAGCAAUCAAGGUGAGAUUCUCCAAGCCUGUUUUGCCUGGUCAGACUAUACAGACAGACAUGUGGAAAGAUGGAAGCAGAGUCUACUUCCAGUGCAAGGUUUUGGAGAAUGGAAAUAUCAGCUUGUCUGGUUCCUACAUUGACCUCAACGAAGGAGGGGCACCAGUAAUAUCACAAGCCCCAAGUAGCCUUGCCUCUGAUGCUUUGUUUAAUGACAUGGCACAGCGAGCCGCCUCACAACCAGAGUUGGCCAAGAAAAUCAAUGCAGUCUUUCUGUUUGAGAUCACUAAAGACAAGAAAGUGGCUGCUAAAUGGACUGCUGAUAUGAAGACAGCAGGGGGAGUGUACAAGGGGGGACCAAAGCAGGGCAAGGCUGACUGUACACUGACUAUUGAUGACCAGGCUUUGAUAGACAUGGCUGCUGGCAAGCUGGAUGGACAAACAGCUUUCAUGAAAGGAAUUUUAAAGUUGAAAGGAAACAUGAUGCUGGCUCAGAAACUUGGGGAUCUUCUAAAACCAGGAGCUACUGCUUCUCCAUCUACCAAGUCUUCUAGUGGUCCCAGUCUGUUGAGUGAUGGGCUGUUUGAAGAAAUGGCCAAGCGGGCAAAAUCUCAGCCUGAUGUAGCUAAGAAAAUCAAUGCUAUCUUCUUGUUUGAAAUUACAAAGGAUGGCAAACCUGCAGCAAAGUGGACUGCAGACAUGAAGACAGGAGGAGGAAUAUACAGGGGUGAACCUAAGCAAGGAAAGGCAGACUGUACUCUUACUAUUGAUGACAAAAAUAUGGUAGACAUGGCUACAGGAAAACUCAAUGGACAAACUGCAUUCAUGAAAGGUCUUCUGAAACUGAAGGGGAACAUGAUGCUGGCACAAAAAUUAGGAUCUCUGUUUGGAGAGGCCUCAAAACUUUGAAUGUAUGACCCAGUGAGCUGGACCCACAGACCAUGUGAUUCUGAUGACCCAGUCAGCUUAAAACACAGACAAUGUGAUUCUGGGAGAAAAUUUACUGCAAUAUUGAAAUGUUACUGAUUACUGUGAAGAGUGAUUAAAUUAAUUGUUAAAGAUGAUGAUCAAAACAAGGUUUUACCUUGUAAAAAAUGGAUGAAUAUGAAAACUGAAUGAAUGAGGAUUUUUAAAAUUAGAUUUUUGCUCAUGUAAGUGUAUCAAACAUUGUAAACAUUAUAAACAUUGUAAACAUUAUAAAUGAAAUCUUGUCAAGUGAUUUGUGAUUUCAGUGCUUUAUCUGUGAUAUUUAGAUUUUAUCUAUUUUCCAUCAAAUCAAAUACAUGUAUGAACCUUUGUACAUGUGUAUCAUGAGCAUCAUUUGUCAUAAUAUGUUUACAAAUAAAUUAAUACAUAUAA